Molecule: messenger RNA, 1050 nt
Organism: Didymosphaeria variabile
Lineage: Eukaryota; Fungi; Ascomycota; Dothideomycetes; Pleosporales; Didymosphaeriaceae
Exons: 2
Coding region: 1-1050 (349 amino acids)
Source: RefSeq, a predicted model, not a curated record
AUGGCAUCGGGAAGCGUCUUGGAACGCGCUCCGAGCGACUUGGUCGCGAGUCCCACAUCCGUCGUCGACGUGGAACCAGCCGACCACCUCGCCAAACUCGUAGCGAUGCUCGCCAGCGACGACUUUGUAGAGUACAUUGCCGAGGAGACGACCGAGACCGCAUUGACGGAAGCGCAAAAGCAGAGGCUCCGCCGCUUGGCAAAUCACCUUGCGCCGUCUGCCGACCGCAGGGUUGGCGGCGGAGCUGGUCGCAACCGCGGAUCCAGCAACGGGGCCAGGAACAAGCGGCAGAAGAGCGCUCAGGAGGCAGAGGGCGCGGGGGAGGCCGACAAGAAUCCCUGGAAGCGAAUCAUGGACAUGACUUCCUUCCCAAUCGAGAAGAGCCUGCAGCAAAAGGCUGAAGAAUUCAAGCAAAACCCAGGGACGGUGAUGAAAUUCUUCACGCCCAAGGAGGGCAACGAGUACCCCAAAGACGUCUGGGCCAACGAAAACGUUCUCGUCACCGAUGCCUUUGUGACAUCCCUGCAAUUCACUCAGCGAUUGAUCGGAGACAUGGAAGAGAACCACACGUUCUGGCUCUUCCAAAUGCUGCUGUGGCACCGAUUCAGAGAACUCUUUGCCCCCGGAAAAGGCAGCGGUGCCACGUUUUCGAUGGGAGCGAAGCAGGAAGCCCAGUUGCGAGGCAUCACCCAAUCGAUCAGCGAGCAAUGCGACCAUUACAUCAGCUUCGACGUGCAGCAAACGACGGAAAACAUCAGGGACUGGGCCAAGCUAGGCAUGAAGCUUGACAUCCUGGUGAGCCAGUUUGGGCCGGGGUGCUUCUUCGUGCUGGGAAAGCAUCUCACCGAGAACUUUCUCAGGAAGAGGAUCACGCAAUCUGGACUGACCCACGACCUUGCCAUCAGUCACUUGAAGAGCUUGCAUCUUGAGGAAUUGCUAAAAGAAGCGGGACUGGACACCUAUGGUCAUGCCAUUAUCGACUACCUCGUCCGUCCUUUUCAGAAGUUCAAAGAAGACCAAGCCAUGGCGAGUAACGUGGAAGCUGACUAG